UUCUGCGUUCAUUUCAAAAAGCUUCCUUCAUUUCUCCCCCCAAAAGAUUAAAACUUCCAGAUUGAAAGAGAUUGAUAGCUCUUUCUGUUAAAGCUUUCUUUGGAAUUUGAUAUUAAAUAUACCUUACAACAUAAAUUCCCUUCUUAUAUAAAUCCCACUUUCUGUUGCUUCUUCUCUGAAUUUUUUUGAAUUUCCCUAACUAACUUGAGACUCUACAACUGUUUUUUGACACCAUUUUUACUUACAGUUCUCUUAGAAAAUGGGUAUGGAACAUGGGUUUUCGACACCGAGAACUGAAACAUUUCCUGCUGGAUUGAGGGUUCUGGUUGUUGAUGAUGAUCCUACUUGGUUGAAAAUUCUGGAAAAGAUGCUCAAGAAAUGCUGCUAUGAAGUAACUACUUGUGGGCUAGCUCGUGAGGCUUUGAAAUUGCUUCGUGAUCGAAAGGAUGGAUUUGACAUCGUCAUCAGUGAUGUCAACAUGCCCGACAUGGAUGGCUUCAGACUUCUCGAGCAUGUUGGACUUGAGAUGGACCUGCCAGUUAUAAUGAUGUCUGUGGAUGGGGAAACUAGCAGGGUAAUGAAAGGUGUUCAGCAUGGGGCAUGUGAUUAUCUCCUCAAACCAAUAAGAAUGAAGGAGCUUAAAAACAUAUGGCAGCAUGUAGUGAGGAAGAGAAUGCAUGACGUGAGAGACAUUGAGUGCUUUGAAGAUAGAAGCGGAACAGACCAUUCUUAUGAUGGGCUCUAUGGAGGUGACCAAAUGUUUGUAAAGAAAAGAAAGGAUGUAGACAUCGAAAAAGAUUCAAGUGAUCCUUCUACCACAAAGAAAGCUCGAGUUGUUUGGACUGUGGAUCUCCACCAAAAAUUUGUGAAAGCUGUAAAACAGUUAGGCAUUGACAGUGAUAAAAUUGGUCCGAAAAAGAUAUUGGACCUCAUGAAUGUACCCUGGUUAACCAGGGAGAAUGUUGCUAGCCAUUUGCAGAAAUAUCGGCUUUAUCUAAGCAGGCUGCGUAAAGAAGAUAAAAUGGAAAGCUCUUUUGGUGGAAUGAAGAAUCCAGAUCUUUCCCCAAAAGAAUCCAGUGGAAGUUUUAUUAGCAUCCAGAACUCCAAUUUCGGGCAACAUGACAUUACUAGCAAGCAUGUAUAUCAGGGAAAUCAAUUGCCCGUUCAGACUGUUGAUUCUAAAUCUCCUGACAACGAUCCAGAAAGCAGCAAAUUGUUGCCACUGCCACUAACAGAACAUAUAAUACCUUUUAGUACUGAAGAUUGUGAUUCUCACACUAGGAACUCACAGUUAGGCCUCAAUCAUACUUAUGAGUCUUUGGAUAUGAGUGUAAAGCAUGCAUCAUUUGAUUCUCCUGUUUCCGGUCAGUACCCUUGGAGCAGAGAAGUACCAGAUCACCUGCAGUUUGAACCUGAGUUUAAGGCACAUCCAAAACUGGAGAGUUGUACUUUCAACCAGCCGACUGUGCCUAUUUUGCACCAGCAUAUCAGUCCUGAAAUCCUUGAGCCUGCUCCACAUAUCAGUCCUGGUCCAUCAAUCAGCAAAAGCAACAACAUAGGCCUCGUUGAUAUCAUAUCAUUGAAUGUUAAGGAGUGUGGCAAUGAUACAGGGAAGCUAUCGCCUACGGAAAGCGCACUUGGGUCAUAUCCUCUGUCAAAUUCUGAUGUUCUUGGAUGUGUUUCUGACAUGAAAAGCCAGAACUUUAGUCAGGGAGUCAGCAGUUUUAAGGAACCGGCCCUGUUUGAAAGACCGCUUCAGUCGUUUCCUAUACAAUCCGAGAGUCAUCUUGUAGGUGCACGAGGUUUAGAUCCCUGCUUUGAUGUGACACUGGAAAUGAAGAAGCAGAUUUCCUGUCAGAGUAGCAUAAUUGAUCCGAGUAGUGUCACCGGUUCUGAAUCUGAGCUGAGAAACCAAGUGUUAGGGAGUGAAUUGGCGUCUGGACUCUUAAGUGAGGAUAUGUUUCUCUGGCUUCAAUAUGGUGAUGUUACCUCAAAAGAUUUUGGGUUGGAUUACAUAGGAUUCACAGGGUGCAAUUUUCCUGAUUUUGACACUGAAACUCCUUUACCACCUUAUAUGCCGAAGUUGGAUCAUGAGUAUCUUCUUGAUUGGGUGUAAUAUCCUCUUGAUCACAUCUGUUCUCGAUCAGCUCUAGAUGAGGGAGCUUGUAAGGAGACCUUCCAUGAAAUACUUCUUUGGUACUGCCAGAAACUGGGUUAUACUUAUAAUGGCCCUAAUUCCUAAGUAAAGACUCUUGAGCCAUGUACAACAUUAAAUGUCAACAAUUAAGAAUUAUAUAAACUUUUUUUGAAACUUUUAUGUGCAGUGCAUUUCAUCCCGAGAACAAAGGGUUUCUCCCCUAUUCCCAUGGCGCAAUUUAAUACUUCAUGUUUGGAUGUCUAUAUA
This is a messenger RNA of Chenopodium quinoa (quinoa), 2404 nucleotides long. Its product is annotated as two-component response regulator ARR11-like. Gene Ontology annotation, molecular function: DNA binding. NCBI's taxonomy places the organism in Eukaryota, Viridiplantae, Streptophyta, Magnoliopsida, Caryophyllales, Amaranthaceae. The record is from RefSeq and is a predicted model, not a curated record. Bases 260 to 2116 code for a protein of 618 amino acids. Gene Ontology annotation, biological process: phosphorelay signal transduction system; cytokinin-activated signaling pathway. The transcript is spliced from 5 exons.